AUGUCACACCAAUUCCAAUCCAACGUCUUGAAUCCCUUAUCACUCCUCCAGAACAUACAUGAACAUUGGUCGCAACGCACCAUCGGCACACUCAACGAUUACGAGAUCAAGCUCGCUAAACUAUUUGGAGAGUUUGUAUGGCAUACUCAUGCCGACACUGAUGAGUUGUUCCUCGUCUUGUCUGGCACUUUCACGAUCCAAUUACGCGAUCGAUAUGAUUUUUUGAAUCCGGGUGAGAUUUACGUGGUGCCGAGGGGCGUGGAGCAUUGCCCUAAGGCGGACGAGGAAGUGGGUGUGCUGCUUUUAGAGCCAAAGGGUGUGUUCAACACGGGUGAUGCUGGAGAGGACAGAAGGAUUGAUCCCAGACCUAUGGAAGGGAUUUGA
Bacidia gigantensis is the source of this 384-nucleotide messenger RNA. RefSeq lists its product as uncharacterized. The record is from RefSeq and is a predicted model, not a curated record. Lineage: Eukaryota; Fungi; Ascomycota; Lecanoromycetes; Lecanorales; Ramalinaceae. The coding region runs from base 1 to 384 and encodes 127 amino acids. The transcript has a single exon.